GAGUCUGACGUGAUGAGCAGUCAGUCACGUCAAACCAACUUCAUCUGGUCAUGUGACUCAGGCUGACGUCACGUGAGCUGCGGACCGGAUGUGUGCAGAGAGCUGUCAUGGCGGCGGUGGAGACGAGUCCUCAGUGAGCAGUGGACCUGUGGACGGUGGUUCGAGCCGCUGAGAGUCCGACACACAGACGCUGCUGCCCGGGGAAGAGUCACUGUGACCCGCCGGCAUGAAGCCUGAGUGACGGGACAGACGAAGAAGAAGUUUAGAGACAGAAGAAGAAGGAGCGUCAUCGUCAGACUUCCUGAUUUGAUCACAUGAUCCAACUGUGGCCAAAACAAGAUAAAACCGGAUCUCCCAGUUCAGGUCUCACUCAACAGCCGUCAGUUAGUUGAUCACGUCUGGCUCCAGUGGAACAGUCCAUCCGUCCAUCAUCAUCUACGUCCUCUUAUCCACAUGAUCAGGUGCUGCUUGUCUGGGGGCGUGGCUUAACAGGUGGCCAGCCAAUCACAGAGCGUCGUCAUGUCUCUGGGCGAGAACACGCCGGACUCGGCGCCGUUCCUCUCUGACGACAGCGAGACAGAGGGUCAGGAGGAGCAGGGCGGGGGGGCGGGCCAGCGGCCGCCGGAGGGGCCGGCCAGCGGCGUGUCCAGCGUCCGAGCCCUGCUGACCGUCCUGGUGCUCUGCUUCAUCAACCUGCUCAACUACAUGGACAGGUUCACUGUGGCAGGAGUGCUCCCGGACAUCGAGCAUUACUUUGGGAUCGAUGACGGGAAAUCCGGUUUACUGCAAACUGUUUUUAUCUGCAGCUACAUGUUCCUGGCUCCGAUCUUCGGGUACCUUGGCGACAGGUACAACAGGAAGGUGAUCAUGAGCGUCGGGAUCACGUUCUGGUCGCUGGUGACACUGGCCAGCUCCUACACCCCCAGAGAGCACUUCUGGGCCCUGCUGUUGACACGCGGCCUGGUCGGGGUCGGCGAGGCCAGUUACUCCACCAUCGCUCCCACCAUCAUCGCAGACCUCUACGUCAAAGGGAAGCGGACCAACAUGCUGUCCGUCUUUUAUUUCGCCAUCCCCGUGGGCAGUGGCCUCGGAUACAUCGUGGGCUCUCAGGUCAGCAACAUAGCGAAGGACUGGCACUGGGCUCUGCGGGUGACUCCAGCUCUGGGGCUGGUGGCCGUGGUCCUGCUCCUGGUCGUGGUUCAGGAGCCCAACAGAGGCGCCAUCGAGGCUCGACCCGAGCACCAGCUGCACCGGACCAGCUGGCUGAUGGACCUGCAGGCGCUGAGCAGGAACUGCAGCUUCGUGUUGUCCACCUUCGGCUUCACCGCCGUGGCGUUUGUCACCGGCUCUCUGGCUCUCUGGGCCCCGACCUUCCUCCUGAGAGCUUCUAUCUUCACCGGGGUCAAGGCCCCGUGCACCGACGCACACUGCGCCUCCUCCGACAGCCUGAUCUUCGGAGCGAUCACCUGCAUCACCGGCGUUCUGGGCGUGGCCAGCGGCGUGCAGCUGAGUCGGCAGCUGAGGAAGAAGACGCCCCGGGCGGAUCCGCUGGUCUGCGCCGCCGGUCUGAUGCUGUCCGCUCCGUUCCUCUACCUGGCCAUCGUGUUCGCUGAGGCCAGCACCAUCGCCACAUACGUUUUCAUCUUCCUGGGAGAAACCUUCCUGAGCAUGAACUGGGCCAUCGUGGCCGAUAUUCUGCUGUACGUGGUCGUUCCCACUCGCCGCGCCACAGCUGAGUCGCUUCAGAUCGUCAUCUCUCAUCUGCUGGGAGACGCUGGGAGUCCCUACCUGAUCGGAGUGGUCUCUGACUAUCUGAGGAGGACGGACUCGUUCCUGUGGCAGUUCCGCUCGCUGCAGCUCUCUCUGCUGAUCUGCGCCUUCGUAGCUGUGGUGGGGGGGGCUUUCUUCCUCGCCACCGCCCUCUUCAUCGAAGGAGACCGAGAUCGGGCGGAGAACUACGUGGCUUCAGACGACGAGCCGAUCGUGGUGCCGAGCAGCGGCCGGUCCACUCGGGUCCCGGUGUCCAGCGUUCUGAUCUGAGACCAGCCGCUGAGGAACCAGUGGGACUGAAGACACUGAAGGGACUGUCUGCCGUGCAGAAACCUUUUAAAGUUUAUUUCUAGAUCUUUCUGUUUUUUAUAACUUCCUCAGAACGUGGUCGUCUCAGGAGAUCUUCUGAUUGGUUGAGAUCUCUGAUUGGUUGAGAUCUCUGAUUGGUUGAGAUCUCUGAUUGGUUGAGAUCUCUGAUUGGUUGAGAUCUCUGAUUGGUUGUGUGGAUCCUCAGCGACUGAGGAGCUGAAGCUCUGAUUCACUUUGACUGUUAUUUGACCGACUGUCGACAAACUGGUGGAGACAUCUGAUCACCUUCAGUCAGAUCAGAAGUUCAUAAACUUUAUUAAUCACAUUUCAGCUCGUUUGAGUAACAACACUAACCUUUAAAUGCAGUCAGUUAUUAUCUGUCUACAGUUUUUAAACUUCAUCACUGAUUUGAAUCCUCGUUUUUCUGUUGGAAUGUUUGAAGUGUUUAACGGAGGUUUUUUAAAUUUAAGUUUAAUAUUUCCUUCGUGUUUGACGUUAUGAACGUGAACGUUAGUCAAAGUUCUUUAGUCUCAAAUCAUUUUUUUUACCGUUUCUGUUAAACAAGAAUGAAUUUGUUGGACGAAGUGUUUGUUAUUAACAUGCUCAGGUGGACUCAUGAUUUUAUCUUUACAGUAAUAAUUUACAGCUAAAGUACGGAGGCCCUGAAGGCAAGAACUAGACCCGCUGGUUGUACUUUUUCAAAAAGACACUUUUUUUACUUUUAAAUAUGACUUUGACAAUAAGGAAAAUAAAGUUCUGUAACAUCACUGUCACGUCUUUAAGUCUAGAAAAUGAUUUUACAUGUUGAUAAAGUUUUGUCCCAAAGAUUCUUUAGGAAGUUUGAUGACAUCGUAUAAAAGCUGUUUUCACAGAUGAAAAUUAAAAACCCUAGAAAAACA
Pleuronectes platessa (European plaice) is the source of this 2978-nucleotide messenger RNA. RefSeq names its product SPNS lysolipid transporter 1, lysophospholipid (gene spns1). Gene Ontology annotation, molecular function: transmembrane transporter activity. The record is from RefSeq and is a predicted model, not a curated record. The transcript has 14 exons. Gene Ontology annotation, cellular component: membrane. Lineage: Eukaryota; Metazoa; Chordata; Actinopteri; Pleuronectiformes; Pleuronectidae. Gene Ontology annotation, biological process: transmembrane transport. The coding region runs from base 520 to 2040 and encodes 506 amino acids.